Molecule: messenger RNA, 8582 nt
Organism: Gaeumannomyces tritici R3-111a-1
Lineage: Eukaryota; Fungi; Ascomycota; Sordariomycetes; Magnaporthales; Magnaporthaceae
Exons: 2
Coding region: 1-8193 (2730 amino acids)
Biological process (GO): regulation of transcription by RNA polymerase II
Cellular component (GO): Set3 complex
Source: RefSeq, a predicted model, not a curated record
AUGCCCGCGCCAUCUUGGGAUCCUUUCACAGGGCACCAUCAUCGCCACGCUGCCGCCCGCGGCGCGCCCAGAUGGUCGGACAUAGAUACUCAUGGGCAUAACGAAUACAGGUCUAGAUACAGCCGAGGAUACGAUGGCGAUCGCCGCUCUCGGUCCCCCCACAGGUCGCCUGAUCGCUUUCCCAACCGCGCCUUGCAGUAUGGCGACGGUGACCGCAGACGCCCCUCGGCAGACACGCGCGUCAACCAAUCCGUCUUCCAGACGAACCGGGAGUUCCGUGAUCCCCUGACCGGUGGGAGAGAGCCUCCGCGUGGCCCGAAAGCUCUCCUCGACUCCCCUGGCCCUCCGCGCGGCGGCUACUCGGACAACUUCCGUGGCAGGGGACCGCGAGGCCGUGGUGGUGGGAGGGCUUGGAGGGACGACAGCCGUGAUCGCGCCCGAGACCGUGAUGACUACCGCAACGAACGCAGAGACGCGCCGUUCAGGGACGAAAGAGGCGAGCGGACCGAGAGGAGCAGGGAGCGGGAGCGCGACUGGCGAGACCAGCGCGACAGCUUUCGUGGAAGGCGUCCGUCUCCCCAAGGUAGGGGACGUUCUCCUCCCGGGAGAGAUCCUGGGAGAGACCGCGACUUUCGCGACCGAGACCGGGAGCGAGAUGGUCCGCUUGGUGUCGAUGCCGAGCGUGCAAGGCGCGGCUCGAGGGACGGGCCAUUGUCGGCGGGAUCUUCAAACUCGGACCAGCCCUUUGGGGCCCAAUCCUACCGUGGCGGCGGCUUCAGGGGUGGCCGUGGUCGCGGUCGCGGUGGUGGGGGAGACUGGCAGGACCGUGGACGGAGACCUGGCUUCUUCGACGAUCGCGACCGUUACCGCAGUCGCUCUCAGGAUGGGCGAUGGGGCAUCCGCGACGGCCGGGAUGACCGUAUCGAAAACCCGCGAUUUGCGGACGAUCCUCGUGCGCCAAGAGACCUGCGCGACGACCGCGAUUCUCGUGACCGUGAACUGAUUAGACCCAAGACCGACCGUGCCUCCCUUACUCACGAACUGCCAACCUUGACAAAGGAAGUUUCGCCGCCUCCGAUCGCCCCUUCUGCCCCGGCGUUUGGUUCGGUUGUCCCCAGCCGAGCAACCCCGGCUGCCCUGGAUAUACAGACCCCGACCGGAAAGGCGCCACCGACAGGCCCGCGGGCGCUUACAGAGGAACGUCCUAUGUCUGCUGGGCAUCAAGGCGGGGGAGGCGGGAGCGGAGGGGGCGACCGGUUCCCAUCCACUGGAGCAUCUAAGGCCUCUAGCCAUGACGGUAGUCCUCCGAUUCCGACGGGCCCGCGUGCUCAACAUCAGAAGCAACAGCAGCAGCAGCAGCAGCAGCAGCAGCAGCAACAGCAGCAGCAGCCACAACAACAGCCACAACAACAACAACAGCAGCAGCAGCAGCAGCAGCAGCAACAACAAAGACCUUCGAGCAAGCAAUGGAUAAAUCCGGCGUUGGCUGGCAAGAAAAUCCCCGAGUCGCCCAAGGUCAACAGGUCACAGAGCUUUGCUUCACAACAUCCGAGACCUUUCGGUCCUCGUCCGGCAUCCUCGGGCUCCGAGAAUCAUGUCGAUUUUGGCAACCGCCCGCGAAGCCGCGACGCGCAAUCCGACUCUCACAUGUCCAGCGGAGAGGCCCACCUGCGCUCUCUUCACCAAAUGAUCGAGGAUGGGGAGAUUGUCCAAGACGACCACGCGCACGGGACGCUGUCCGCGCGGACUUCGGUCGACCGUGAGAUGAGACCUCCCUGGUCUGCAUCCGACAGCCACAUGUCCGGCAUGGGAUACGAGCGGCCUGCCAGUGUCAUGGGAACGUCACCGACCUACCAACGCCCGCCCACGCUGAGCCCAACCCAAUCUAGGAGCGGCAAGGACGGACCCCAUCCGAGAUCAGAACCCACCCCAACUGCCAGCACGCCCAAACGACGAAAACCGACACUGAGAUUUGCCCCCGUUAAGGUGUCGGUUCCGCCGCCGCCGCCCCCUCCUCCUCAAGACCAAUCCUCUGAGUCUGACGACGAGGACAUGAACGACUACUUUCAGAAGGAGAUCCAGAAGAAUGAGGCUGAACUUAAAAGGCUGGAGAGCGAAUCGGCCGACUUGCCGACGAAGAAUGUGUUCACUUACGCGUACCUCGUGCAGAUGGCUGCUCUUGCCUUUGUCGACGAGACAGAGGGCCUGAUGGACAUGCUUGGAAAGAUACCCGAGGGCGUCAGGAUCCCACGAAAGUCGUCCCAGUCGUCUGCGGCCAAGCCGGCCGUCAUCCAACAAAAGCCACUGCAUGGCCCGAAAGAACCCCCCCACAAGGAGCCUACCAGCGCUGCCGCUGCGAACAUUCAAUCUGUUAAGAGCGUCGACCGCGAUGCCAAAGCCAUUUCCAAGGAGCCCAAGGUCAUGGACAAGGAUAUAAAGGGUGCUGGCAAGGAGGCCAAGGCCCCAGAGGUGGAUCAUAAGGCGCUCACGAAGGAGAUGAGGCCUAUGGAGAAGGCUGACAAGGUGACUCCUGAAGAGUCUAAGGAGACCAAGGCCGCCGAAAAGGACGCCAAGGCUGUCAAGGAAGCCAAUGCGACCGAAAAAGACAUCAAGGCGACAGACAAGGACGCCAAAGCCGCAGUCGUUCCAGCAUCUCUGGCACCUCCUACUCUCAGGGCGGCCGUAAGCGGACCUCAUACCGCUCCUGUCCCCAUUCCCGAGGCUGCUGCACCCGUGCCUGCGCCAACAGACGAUGUGGUUAUGACAGACAAACCCAUGGACGAUGCACCCUCUGCUAGCGGACCUACUACCGAGAUAGCGGCUGCCACCGUACCGGUGGAGCCCCAGCCCAAGGUGGAAGAUGUCGAGAUGGAGGACGCCCACGUUCCCAUUCCAACUGUUGAGCAGGAGGAUCCCAGGCCCGAAAGCGCCGAUGUCGAGAUGCAAGGCACAGCCGAAACUUCGGAGGUAGCCCCUGGGCAGGAGGAAGACGAGGCACCAAAAGCCAACGGCGUGGUUGCCAGUGGUGAAAUGCCCGAGCCGACCCUCAACCAGGAAGUGGUGUCGCAAAAGGUCUCUCCAGGAAGGACGGAAGACGAUGAUGACGCUACUGAGAUUGAAGAGCCAGACUGUGCGGCCAUGGAGACGGUGCGGCAGUACAUGGUCACUCCACCUCUGGACAGCGUCCCGGUAUUCGAUGUUGCUGCCUGGCACGAGGACAAGGUGUUCCUCAAGUCCAUGGAACCCCAAGCGGGAAUGGCAACGUUUGUGCUUGACAAGCUCAAGCGGGAGACGAGUGCGCGAGCCGAGGAGUAUGCGGCUAUUCAGCGCGACUACCGCGAAAAGUACAACCUCUACCUCCGCUUCACGCUCUCGGAUGACCCCAGCGCGAUCAGGAGUCGUGACAAGUUUGCCGUGUCUACGGGCUUCUCCGAGGCUGUGACGGCACCGCCGCAACCCCCUCAAGAGCCCAAGGCGGAGGGACGGGGCCGCAGGUUCGCCACGGAAAGAGACCUUGAGCGUAUCCUGCAGGCUUCCAAAGCCGAGGAGGAGCAGCGGCGCGAGCGCGAGCUACGGGCGGAGAAGGAGAUGUGCCGCAGCGAAAAGGAGGCAGUGAUCCCAGACAUGUACUGGGACGACGAGGAUCGCAAAAAGCAGCUGUUCAUGGACAGAGCUGGCUAUCUCCCCGUGGAGAAGCUGGUGGCAGCCUGGCAAGUGUUGCCGCCCGUAUGCAACUUCACGCCCGAGGAGGAGGUGUUCUUCGAGAAGGCAUACCUCGAGUGUCCCAAGCAGUGGGGUAAGAUUGCGGAGCAGAUCCCGAAGCGCACCUUUGGAUCAUGUAUCCAAUACUACUAUCUCAAGAAGAGGGACCUGCACCUCAAAGAGAAGCUCAAGAAGCAACCUAAGAAGCGCAAGAAGGGGCGCGGCAAGGCCCGGUCGAGCGCUCUGGUCUCGGAGCUUGGCAACGGCGAUCACGAGACGGAGGAGAACCACGAGAAUGGCGAGAACAACGAACGCCGCCGACCUAGACGCGCCGCGGCGCCGACCUUCAGCUUUGAAGCAGCGGCCACGCCCAACAAUGCGGACUCUGAUGGCGCAACUCCCAGCGGAACCCCUGGGCGACGGACGGGUGGCAACAAGGGUGACAGCGGGGCCGAAAAGCCCGAGAGUAAGAAGGGGGGCAGGAAGCGGCAGCCUAAGGAGAAGAAGGCCGAGACGCCCAAGAUCACUCCCAUCAUCGCCCCGACGCCGCCCACGGCCAAACCGAACCGGUCGAGAUCGAACUCGCGAGUCCAAGGCCCGCCAGGGCCCGAGUGGAACUCGCCACAGACCCCUGGCGGGCCUGGGAUGGCGCCCAGCAUGGGCCCAGCCCCUCCAUCCUCGUUCGAGCCGCAGACUCCGGGCAUGCAGCCGCAGCCGCUGGUACCGGCCACGGCUCUGCGCAGCCCAGAGAGGCCGCCCUCGCUGGCCCCGCCCGCCAUAAUGACCGAGAUCAUGGCGCCGCCCUCACUGAGGCCAGAGCCACCGCUGUCGGCGCCGCCCCAGGUUGGCGUGACCGCAUUCGAGAUGGGGCUCACGUCUGGCUCGCCGUCGGAGCGUGGCCGCGCGCAGGGCCAAGCCACAAGCUACUGGAGCGUGUCGGAGGCUAAUGACUUCCCGGCGCUGCUGCGGUCGUUUGGCACCGACUGGAAUGCUAUUGCCCUCCACAUGCACACCAAGACAUCGGUAAUGGUCAAGAACUACUACCAACGGCAGAAGGAGGGCACGAAACCCGAGUGGGAAGGCAUUGCUACCGAAGCGGAUCUGCGAAAACAGCGCGGUCAGAAGCGGCCUCCCCCGCCGACGCCGACGACCGGGGCCCGCACCAAGAAAUGGGAGUCGCCGUCCUCGACGUCACACCGACCGCUCGCUGCGGCAGACACGGCUGACGACACUGUGCAACCCAAGGUGGAGAAGCAUGGUCUUACUGUCGGACCACCGGUUGGUCCGCAGCCGCAGCAGCAGCCGCAGCCUGCCUCAGCAACACCCGUCCAGCAGCCUUUUAGACCGUUCCCAGUGCCGCUCGCAAUGGCACCCCAGUCGACCACACCGGUGCCCCUCCCACACAGCGUGCCCAUCUCUGUCCCUGGUCCGGCGCCCGUCCCUACUGCCGCGAUGCAGUCACCUCUCCCCCAAGCACCGCCACAGGGGCAUGCCCCGGCCCCUCAGCCAACACCCGUCAUGGUUUCGCAGCGAAUGCAGAUACAACAGCCGCCGCAACCCCCACCGCAGCAACCGCCCCAGCAGCAACAGGGACCACCGCAGGCACCACAGCAGGUUCAGCACCAGCAGCAACCGCAGCAGCCAAUCUCACCGGCUGUUCUCUCGCCUGCAAUGUCUCCCGCCAUCUCCCAGUCCAUGUCGCAGUCGAUCUCGCAAACGGCUUCGCCAAGGAUGCGGACGCCCCGUGUCCCGUUUACUCCCUUCCCCAGCGAGCCGGAGCCGGAGCGGGAGAGGGAGCCCAUGCCGGCCCUAGUGCCACAGCCGCAGCCGCAGCCAAUCCGCAUCACGCAAAAGCCCGCGCCUUCCUCGCAGCACUCCCCCUUGUCCGCAGGCGGUGUUGGUCCCAGCUCCGGCUUGGGGCUUGGAGGUCCGCUUGGGGACAUGCAUCGGAGCCAGCGGCCUGGGCCCGGCUGGGCAAAUCCCGAGGUGGACGAGAAGAUUGCGCAGCUUGCUCAGAGGCGUAGCAACCAGCGCAGCGACAUGCAGCAGCAACAGCAACAGCAGCAACAGCAGCAACAUCAAAUGCAGCAGAUGCAGCAGCAGUUGGCGCAACAACAACAGCAGCUGCAGCAACACGCAAGGGAAGAGGCAAGACAGAUCGCACGUUCGCAUUCUGCGGUGGCGCAGGUACAAAGCCCGACUGCGCGACUGAAGCAAGAGCCCGAUGUGCCGAGUUCGUACGAUGCCUACCAGCCCGUUCUCCCCCAUGGCCCUCCACCGCCUCGCGGGGCCCCGCUGCGCAACGAGCCCGGAUCGAUAGGCAGGCCGUCGGACCCGGCACCACAGACUCGCCCUACCGGCUCUGCGCCUCCUGCGUUUGCGGUGCAGCCCCAACCACCACAGCCGCAGCCUCAGUCCGCGCCGCAGCAACAGCAGCCGCCCCAUCCUCCACAGCCUCCAUCCCACCGGGGCCCCUUCGGCGAGCCCAUGCAGCCCGCGCCUCCGCACGGUGUCGGAAUGGGAGAGCGACCUGUUCAGCAGCCGCAUGGCAUGGCAGCUCCCGUCAAGUUUGAGCCACAGCCGUCCCGGUCUGCGACCCCCCAGCAACCGUCCGCGCCCAUGGCGGCUCCUCCCGCAGCGGCGCCACGCCCUGCUCCGGAGCGCAAGACAUCAAGCCUCAUGGCUCUCCUCAACGACGACCCGCCCCCGCCGCCUCCUCCGGCCGCUGUUCCCCCUCCUAGUCGCCCCGCGGAAGCGCCAGCCCCCAGUUCCAAGUCGUCUUCAGCUGCGGCAACCUCGUCCGCGAGAACUGCGCCCACACCUCCUCCGGCGCCGCUGCGGCAGUCGUCCAAGCCCAUAUUCUCGCAGUACCUCCGCAACACGCCCACAACAUCGACAUCGGUCAUGCCUUCGCUCAAGCCUUACAACUCUACUCACACGCAGUCCCCACAGCCACAGCACAUGAGCGCACCCAGGCAGCCCAUAGGCGCCCCUAUAGACCCGUCAGCCGAGAGCGACUACUACGGACAACAACGCCCACAGUACCCGCCGCAACAGCAGCAUCAAUCCCCUGCAGCAAACUCUCCCCAGACUCACCACUACGGACCUCCUCAGCCGAGCCAGCAGCACCCGAUGGGCUACCAGAACCAGCCGCCGCCAUCAUACCCCCCAUAUGGUGCCCCGAUACCUCAGUCCCACUCAGGCUCCCCAACGAUGCAGUACGCGCACCAGCCGACUCCUACCAGGCGUGACCAAGGCCCGCCGCAGCCACCGCCUCCUAGAGAUGCGGUCUGGCCGCCUGACAACCGACCAAUACCGACGUCGCAGCCGCAACAGCAGGGCUGGGCCCCCGGCCAUGGGAUGCAACAAGUUGCCCCCAAGCCAGGGCAACCACAACCCCAAUCUGCCUGGGCCGCUCAGCACGGCGGGCCGCCAAAACCGCCCCCAUCGACCAAUCCCCAGCAGCCGGCGUGGGCGACGGCAGGACAGCAGCCCCAGCAACAGCAGGCGCCGCCUCCCCAUCACAUGGCCAUGCGUGACGAUCGCGCGAGCGCCCCUUAUGGUGUCAAUGAUAGAGAUCCGCGUGAUUUCAGGGACCCGAGGGACCCUAGGGACAUGAGAGACCCAAGGGACCUGAGGGACCCCAGAGACCUUCGAGAUCCCCGCGAUCCCCGUGAUCCUAGAGAUAUCAGGGACCCUCGUGAUCCUGGGGGUUUGAGGGAUUUCAGGGAUCCGAGGGAUCUCAGGGACCCUAGAGAUCUUCGGGGAGAUCCUAGAGGCGACCCCAGAGGAGACCCUAGGGGAGAUCCCAGGGACCCGCGCGAUCCGCGGAACAACCCGCCACCGGGCGGCCCGGGAAUGGUACAACAUCAGCACGCGCCACCGUCACACCAGCAACACCAGUACCAGCACCAGCCACCGCCACCUCAGCACCAGCAGCAUCCUCAGCACCAGGUGCAGCAGCACCCGCAUCAGCAGCACCAACAGCAGCAGCCGCACCAUCACCACCAGCAUUCGCAUUCGCACUCGCUCAGCGGUCAUCAGUAUCCGCCGCCGCCGCCUCCACGCGGCGGCGACCCGGGCCCGCCACCGCAACCAGGCGGAUACACCCGCUACAGUGCCACGCCGGGCCCUCCCCCGAUAUCGAGGGAGCAGGUGCCGCCGCCGAGGAGCUACACGCCGGUUGCGUUCGAGGAUAGGAGGCACGGGCCGCCACAGCAGUACGGUCACCCGCAGCAACAGCAGCCGCCGCCUCAGCAACAGCAGCGACCCAUGGAUCCCCUUAGAGACAUGCAAAUGCGCGACAUGGGAGGCCCGCCUGGGCCUGGCGGCAUGCAUCGUGAUCCCAGGGAUGCGGCCGCCCAGCAGCACAUGCAGCAGCAGCAGCAGCAGCAGCAGCAGCAGCAGCAGCAGCAGCAGCAGCAGCAAUCGCUCCUGCAAAGGCAACAGCAGCUGAGGCCUCACGAUGACUAUAGGCGUGACUACCGAUAAGCUAGCAUUUCAUCCGCAUGGGUCUUUUCUGCUUUCCUUUCUUCAGCUCGGCUUUGGCUUCCUUUUUUCUACAUCUUGGUCUUGGUACUUUUCGUUUAGUGUAUUUUUUGUCCACUUUGGGGUGGAAGCAUUGCCUUUCUUGGUGAGUGGCUUAUCGGUUUUGUCUUUGUGCGACUCGUUCUGUUCGCCCUGUGGGAAUUUGGCAUCGCGGGGGUACGUCUUCUUACUGGAGCACAUGCAUCAUCUUUUAUUCCCAGUCCAUUUUCAGCCUUCGUAUUCUUUCGCGUUCGAGUGCUAAAGCGAUAUAGUUGCGGAGACAAAAGAAACAUUGCAAAGAUUCACUGCGCGUCCUCUUCGUGAUCAAAAUAUGUUGGUAACUGCAAGAAUAC